Messenger RNA from Antechinus flavipes (yellow-footed antechinus), 3425 nucleotides. It is a transcript of the gene NICN1, whose product is annotated as nicolin 1, tubulin polyglutamylase complex subunit. The transcript has 6 exons. Bases 666 to 1301 code for a protein of 211 amino acids. The record is from RefSeq and is a predicted model, not a curated record. Lineage: Eukaryota; Metazoa; Chordata; Mammalia; Dasyuromorphia; Dasyuridae. Gene Ontology annotation, cellular component: nucleoplasm.
UUAUUUUGUUUCUUUCCUAUAAUCGUAGUUAGAAUUUAUAUAACUGCUUUAGGAUUUGCAAAACUCUUUCUCAUUCAAUCUUCACAAUUAACUUGAGAAACAGGUGAUAUUAUUAGUAUUAUCCCCAUUUUAAUGAGAAAACUUGACACGGUGGGCUUCCGUGACUCGUUCUGGGGAAGCAGCAUUUGAACUCGGGCCCUUUGUAAGUAGCGGUACCUCACUACGCCACUUAGCGGUGGUAUACACCUAGUAUGUAUCUUGCUAAGACUCUCUCACACGCAGCACUACUGCAAGGGUUUUAGAAACCACGACUUCCUCUUUCCAUCAGGAUUAGGGCUUUUCGAGGAGACUGGAAGACCGUAAGGCCGAAAGAUGAUGGCCGUUGGUCGUACUAGACGGUUAGUCUGGAGCGGUUGAGAAUCCCAGCCAGUUCUGCCCCGUCCGACUCUAGGGAUUCUAGUCAGGGGCGGGGCUACAAGGUUAGGAGAGGAGCGGUGAUUGGUUGAAAGGGAGCUUCCGGAGGCUCUUCCGCCUUAGACUAGGACGCUACUGAAUGCUGAUAGGACAGUUUGCUGUCAGGCUGCAGGGUCUGCUGGGAGGUGUAGUUUUUCCCAGCCCCGGAUUCUCGGACCAGAGAAGGCUUCUAUGCAGCGGCCGCCGGCGCCAUGUCCCGGGUGCAAGUGCCCUGUCACAUCAAGGGGGCUGUGGCGCUGCAGGUGGGCGAUGUGCGGACGGUUCAGGGCCGGCCCGGCGUCCUGGUCAUCGAUGUCACCUUCCCCACUGCCGGGCCCAUUGAGUUACAGGAAAUCACCUUUAAGAAUUAUUACACAGCCUUCUUGAGUAUCCGUGUGCGCCAGCCUGGUUCCCCGAACAAAUGGAUUACCUGUUUACGAGACUACUGUUUAAUGCCCAAUCCACAUAAUGAGGAAGGGGCCCAGGACUAUGUGUCCCUAUAUAAGCAUCAGAUGCUGUGUGACAUGGAAAAGGUGCUGGAGCUGCGCCUGAUUCUGCGGCAGCCAUCCCCACUGUGGCUCAACUUCACAUUGGAGGACUUACAGUUUUUUCAGCAUGGACCACAGAGCCCUUCAUCAGCCUUUACCAAGUGGCUCUCCCACCCAGCACCCUAUGAGCAACCAGCUCUCCUCCUUCAGCAAGCCCUCCCUGACCCAGAUAAGGUCUCUUCAGAGGUACAGCAGAUGUGGAUGCUGACUGAGAUGAUCCGAGCCAACCGAACAACAGCUCGUAUUGGCCGCUUUGAUGUGGAUGGCUGUUAUGACUUGAACCUGCUCUCCUACACGUGAACCCUCAAGGUUGUUUGGCCUCCAGAUUUUGUUCAUGACUGAGAUGAUUAUUUUUUAUUCCUGCUGAGGACCAAGGCCAUCUCAAACAAAAGAGGCUCAGUGUCCAUUGUCUGCUCCCAGAAUAUCAUUCUCCUCUUUGCUUCUAGUUGAGGCUGCCAAGACUUCUUGGUAUUGAUAAACAGCUUGAAUGUAAGCUCUGGGUGGAAACUCUCCCGUCCUCUGGCUUCAGCCUGAACUCUUGAGAUGCCAACUUUCCCUCCUUCCCUGCCUCAGCUUCAUCAUAAAAACUCACCAAUGUUAUUUCUUUAGAAGCAAUGUGUGCAUAGUAUUGACACGGUCUGUUCCUUCUAGCCUUUCCCACCCCUGGAUAGUCACAGUCCUGCCUAUGUAUUGCCUUAAUGGUAACUUGUGUCUUCCUAUUAUUUCUGAUCCUGAGCUGAUUUGGGCUUGGGAUAACUUCAUCCUGCCGUAUGACUAUUGUUCACAUACCUGUCAACAGUAUGAGGUCUUUUAAUCAAGAAAGUAUUUUUAAGAGCCUACUGUGUGUCCCACAUUGUGCUAGGUGCCGAAGGAUACAAAGACAGAAGACAAAGACUGCCCACAAAGAGCUUACAUUCUAAUGGAGAAGACAAUAUGUACAUAUAUAUAGGUACAUUAAAAAAAAAAAGACAUAAUUUGAGGUACUUCUCUACCUCUUACCUGGCUCUGGCCUAAGUUUAAACCUGAACUAAAUGUCUUGGUCUUUGGAAGCUUCAGGAAUCUGUCUUAGUCAUGGGAAACUCCAAACAGUAGUCAUUAUCUAAAUUACCGUCCAGAGUAGAUAGAAGGCCCAAAGGUACUUGGGGAGAGAAGCCCCCAUUUCAUCCUUUGAACUGACUACAAUCCUACUCCACCUCCCCAAGAUCCUGCAACCUGUCAAUUACAAACCAUCUCUUUUCCUAGUUAGAAUGUACAAGCCACAGAUUGGAGGAAAGAGAGGAGAAAACUGGAUGGAUUCUCUUAGGAUAGAUUAUUCCCCUCUUCCUCUUUCUUGUUUGUUUCUUCCGGCCCUCUUCCCUCUUCCCCCCUCCCCACUCUGACUUAACCCAGCAGAAGCUGAAUUCAUGCAGAGCCAAGCAGACGCUAUACCUGCUGUAAUCAAAAUUGUAUGUCAUGCCGUCUUGGUACUUGGCUUCAAGAGGGACCAUUUUUGAGUAUUCUACUUAAAAUAGGUAGCCAACUUCCCAAAUGUGAUUUAAUAUAGAUAUAUAAUAUAGAUAUUGCCCCAUUUGUUCUGGUUCCCAGCAAAGUUUAUGACUAAUAAUGCUUCAAUACUUGACAAGAUAUGAAUUAGUCUAUUGAGCUCAGGGACUAAGUUCAGAACAAGUGCUAGCAGCAGAAAGGCGUUCCUACUAAGAAAGUUAAGGGGCCACUGUGUGCAUGCAGGUGGGUAGCAGAAACCUGCCAGAUCUCUUUCCUACUUAAGAAUUGUGGUGGUGCAGCUCCUACUUGGAUAGUGGGCUAAAGACUAGACCAGUACUCUGGUACAAAUUUAAAAAUUGGAAAUUUCUGAUAGCAACUAAAGAGUUAAUUGCUUUGGCUAUCAUUCUCCUGUUUGAAUUAAAGUUUAACUAUUUUCCCCCUAAAUGCCUUCUCCUGACCACAAUCAAAAGUACUGCUUGAUCUCUUUAAAAAGCUAAGUUCCUUUACAUUCCACAGAGGCUUAUUUGUGGAACUAUCACCACAGUCCAGUGACCGGAGCAUUACCCUGGAAGUCAGGGAUGUGUUUAGUUUAUUUUCAGAUAUGGAAGCCAAAGAGAUAGAGAUGCAUUUGGAGUGAGCAGACCACUCCUGUUGUAUGUGCUUGGAUGAGUUGACAAAUUUCUUAAUAAAAUUGAGAACUAUUGUAUCUUAAGCUUACAAGGAUAAGCAAAUCCAUUCCUUCCAUAUGGAAAAGAGGAUUUCAGACUUGCCAGGGUAUCUUCAUUCUGGUCCUUCAAGCAGGCAGGACUCUUUCUGGGUAUUAAUAGAUGAGGAAGCUAUUUCUGAGAGGUUAAGUGAUUUGCUGUCAGUCACACAAUAAGAUGCAGAUUACGGUUUUCAAUCUCAGGUCUUUUGAUUCCAAAUAUAUUGCUUUUCCCACAA